AUGGUUCUCGAGGCGGUCAUGGUUGUCGUUGACAACAGCGAAAGCAGCCGCAAUGGAGACUACCAACCUACACGAUUCGACUCACAAGUGGAUGCGGUCAAUGUCCUAUUCCAGAGCAUCACGCAGGGCAAUCCCGAGUCCUCCGUAGGCCUUAUGAGCAUGGGAGGCAAAGGGCCCGAAGUCCUCGUCACUCUGACGACAGAGCAAGGCAAGAUCCUUGAUGGUCUGCACCGCACAAAGAAGAAGAUUGGCGGCUCGUCACACCUCAAGACGGGUAUUCAAGUUGCUGCACUCGCCCUGAAGCACCGACAAAACCGAUCGCAACGUCAACGCAUAAUAGUCUUCGUUUGCUCGCCCAUCGACGAGACCGAGAAGGAGCUCAAGACCCUGGCUUUCAAGAUGAAGAAGGCCAACGUCUCUGUCGACUUUGUCCUGUUCGGCGAUCUCGACGACGACGACACAAAGAACAAACUCGAACUGUUCAACGAGGCCGUCAAGAGCAGCGAGGGCUCCCACUUUGUUGUCAUCCCGCCUAGCAGCAAGCUGCUAAGCGACCAGCUCGUGUCCAGUGCGAUCCUGCUCGGCGAGAACGCCGGAAGCGGCGGCGGCGGCGGCAUGGGCGACGGCAACGAAGAGUUCGAGUUUGGCUUCGACCCCGCGCUGGAGCCCGAGCUGGCGCUCGCGCUGCGUAUGAGCAUGGAGGAAGAGAAGGCGAGGCAAGAAAAGCGCGCGCGCGAGGAGGAAGAGGCUGCCACCAAGGCAUCUAUGGAGAGUGUCGCGGAGGAAGGCAAGGGCAGUGGGAGCGGCAAGGCUAAGAAGGAUGACGGCGACAAGAUGGAUACGUCUUGA
Cordyceps fumosorosea ARSEF 2679 is the source of this 849-nucleotide messenger RNA. Its product is annotated as 26S proteasome regulatory subunit S5A, multiubiquitin chain binding protein. The transcript is spliced from 2 exons. Gene Ontology annotation, biological process: proteasome-mediated ubiquitin-dependent protein catabolic process. Lineage: Eukaryota; Fungi; Ascomycota; Sordariomycetes; Hypocreales; Cordycipitaceae. Bases 1 to 849 code for a protein of 282 amino acids. Gene Ontology annotation, cellular component: cytosol; nucleus; proteasome regulatory particle, base subcomplex. The record is from RefSeq and is a predicted model, not a curated record. Gene Ontology annotation, molecular function: polyubiquitin modification-dependent protein binding.